Molecule: messenger RNA, 4931 nt
Organism: Manis javanica (Malayan pangolin)
Lineage: Eukaryota; Metazoa; Chordata; Mammalia; Pholidota; Manidae
Gene: ULK1
Product: unc-51 like autophagy activating kinase 1
Biological process (GO): signal transduction; protein autophosphorylation; autophagosome assembly
Cellular component (GO): phagophore assembly site membrane; cytoplasm; cytosol
Molecular function (GO): protein serine/threonine kinase activity; ATP binding
Source: RefSeq, a predicted model, not a curated record
GGCUCCGGGCCCUGUGGCCCCGGCUCUUUUGUUUCCCGGCUGGAGUCGGAGCUGGACACGGAGCCGUAGACCGAGCCGGAGCCGGGGUUGUCUCGAAUUAGCAGCCCGGGCCAGGAGCGCCCUGAGUGGCCCGUGGGGCAGGCAGCGGGCCGGCCUGCCCAAUGGGGCGCGGCCCCCGCCCGCCGCCCCCGGCCGGUGCCGCCGCCUGAGCGCGCCCGCCGCCCGCCAUGGAGCCCGGCCGCGGCGGCCUGGAGGCCGUGGGCAAAUUCGAAUUCUCGCGCAAGGACCUGAUCGGACACGGGGCCUUCGCGGUUGUCUUCAAGGGGCGCCACCGCGAGAAGCACGACCUGGAGGUCGCGGUAAAGUGUAUUAACAAAAAGAACCUGGCCAAGUCCCAGACUCUGCUGGGGAAGGAGAUCAAGAUCCUCAAGGAAUUGAAACAUGAAAAUAUCGUGGCUUUGUAUGACUUCCAGGAAAUGGCCAAUUCUGUCUACCUGGUCAUGGAGUACUGUAACGGCGGGGACCUGGCUGACUAUCUGCACACCAUGCGGACGCUGAGCGAGGACACCAUCCGGCUCUUCCUGCAGCAGAUUGCAGGUGCCAUGCGGCUGCUGCACAGCAAGGGCAUCAUCCACCGUGACCUGAAGCCUCAGAACAUUCUGCUGUCCAACCCUGGCGGGCGCCGCGCCAACCCCAACAACAUCCGUGUCAAGAUCGCUGACUUCGGCUUCGCUCGGUACCUCCAGAGCAACAUGAUGGCAGCCACACUCUGCGGCUCCCCCAUGUACAUGGCCCCUGAAGUCAUCAUGUCCCAGCACUACGAUGGGAAGGCGGACCUGUGGAGCAUUGGCACCAUUGUAUACCAGUGCCUGACUGGGAGGGCACCCUUCCAGGCCAGCAGCCCCCAGGACCUCCGCCUCUUCUAUGAGAGGAACAAGACACUGGUGCCCACCAUCCCCCGGGAGACCUCGGCCCCACUGAGACAGCUGCUCCUGGCCCUGCUGCAGCGCAACCACAAAGACCGCAUGGACUUUGAUGAGUUUUUCCAUCACCCUUUUCUUGAUGCCAGUGCCACGGUGAAGAAGUCCCCACCAGUGCCUGUGCCCUCCUAUCCAAGCUCGGGCUCUGGCAGCAGUUCCAGCAGCAGCUCCACCUCGCAUCUGGCCUCCCCGCCGUCGCUGGGAGACAUGCAGCGGCAGCUCCAGAAGACGCUGACCUCCCCAGCCGAUGCUGCUGGCUUCCUGCAGGGCUCUCGGGAGUCCGGCGGCAGCAGCAAGGACUCGUCCUGUGACACGGAUGACUUCGUCAUGGUCCCAGCCCAGUUUCCAGGUGACUUGGUGGCCGAGGUAGCUGGUGCCAAGCCCCCAGUUGACAGCCUGAUGUGCAGCGGGAGCUCACUGGUGGCCUCAGCUGGCCUGGAGAGCCAUGGCCGGACACCAUCGCCUUCCCCGCCCUGCAGCAGCUCCCCCAGCCCUUCAGGCCGGGCUGGCCCAUUCUCCAGCAGCAGGUGUGGCGUAUCCGUUCCCAUCCCAGUCCCCACCCAGGUGCAGAACUACCAGCGCAUUGAGCAGAACCUACAGUCACCCACCCAGUUCCAGACCCCACGGUCCUCUGCCAUCCGCAGGUCGGGCAGCACCAGCCCCCUGAGCUUUGCACGGGCUAGUCCUUCGCCCCCGUCCCACACUGAGCACGGAGCUGCUCUGGCCAGGAAGCUCUCCCUUGGUGGGGGCCGGCCCCACACACCGUCUCCACAAGUUGGAACCAUCCCUGAGCGGCCAGGCUGGAGUGCAGUGCCCUCCCUGCAGGGAGCCGAGAUGCGGGGUGGCCGGUCCCCUCGCCCAGGCUCCUCUAUGCCUGAGCACUCUGCUCACACCACUGGCCUUGGCUGCCGCCUGCACAGCGCUCCCAACCUGUCUGACCUGCAUGUCGUUCACCCCAAGCUGCCCAAGCCUCCCACUGACCCACUGGGGACAGCAUUUGGCCUCCCACAGGCCAGCCCCCCACAGUCAUCCCGUGGGCUGCAGUCCUUCCGGCCGCUGCGUGGCUCGCCCAAGUUGCCUGACUUCCUGCAGCGGACUCCCCUACCCCCAAUCUUGGGGUCCCCCACCAAGGCCAUGCCUGCCUUCGACUUCCCCAAGACCCCCAGCUCCCAGAACUUGCUGACCCUACUGGCCCGGCAGGGUGUGGUCAUGACGCCACCUCGGAACCGGACACUGCCUGACCUCUCGGAGGCAGGGCCUUUCCAGGGGCAGCAACUGGGCCCUGGUCUGCAGCCCACUGAGGAUACCCAGGGCCCCUUUGGCAGGUCCCUCAGCACCGGCCGUCUCACUGAUCUACUCCUUAAGGCUGCAUUUGGGACACAGGCCCCAGACUCAGGCAGCACAGACAGCCUGCAGGAGAAGCCCAUGGAGAUCACGCCCUCUGCUGGCCUUGGAGGGAACCUGCACCCAGGAGCCCGUGCAGGGAGGGCCAGCAGCCCGUCACCUGUGGUGUUUACCGUGGGCUCACCGCCGAGUGGGACCACACCACCCCAGGGCCUGAGAACCAGGAUGUUCUCAGUGGGCUCCUCAAGCUCACUCAGCUCGGCUGGCUCCUCCUCUGCCCGCCACCUGGUACCUGGGGCUUGCAGUGAGGCCACCCCGGAGGUCCCAGCCCCCAGCCACUGCUGCAGCUUGGCCGACCCCGUUGCCGCCAACCUGCAGGGAGCCGUGACCUUCGAGGCCCCUGACCUUCCCGAGGAGACCCUCAUGGAGCAAGAGCACACAGAGAUCCUGCAUAGCCUGCGCUUCACCCUCGUCUUCGUCCAGCACAUCCUGGAGAUUGCAGCCCUGAAGGGCAGUGCCAGUGAGACGGCUGGGGGGUCCGAGUACCUGCUGCAAGAGAGCGUGGUGGCCGACCAGAUCAGCCUGCUGAGCCGCGAGUGGGGCUUCGCGGAGCAGCUGGUGCUCUACCUGAAGGUGGCUGAGCUGCUCUCCUCAGGCUUGCAGACUGCCAUCAACCAGAUCCGGGCUGGCAAGCUCUGCCUGUCGUCCACAGUGAAGCAGGUGGUGCGGCGGUUAAAUGAGCUGUACAAGGCCAGUGUGGUGUCCUGCCAGGGCCUGAGCCUGCGGCUGCAACGCUUCCUCUUAGACAAGCAGCGGCUGCUGGGCCGCAUCCAGAAUGCCACCGCAGAGCAGCUCAUCUUCAGCCACGCAGUGCAGACGGUACAGUCGGCUGCUCUAGAUGAGAUGUUCCACCGUCGUGAGGACUGUGUCCAGCGUUACCACAAAGCCCUGCUGCUCAUGGAGGGGCUGCAGCAGAUCCUUACGGACCAGGUGGAUGUGGAGAACAUUGCCAAGUGCAAGCUGUGCAUUGAGCGGAGACUCUCAGCCCUGUUGAGCGGCAUUGGUGCCUAACCUCUCAGAGCCCUGGCCCUUGAGCCCUUCCCUGCCAAUCCAAAAGGGCAGUGUGGUGUGCUGGCCGGGCCCCCAGGGGCAAGCCCACAGCCUUGGCACUGCUUCUGGUGCCAGGAAAGGACUGAGCUUCCCACCCAGCAUCCAGAGCCAGGCCUCCAGCUACUUCUCCUGGGCUCCUGCAGUAGACUUCGGGGCACUGGAGGGUCCCCCAACAGAACCCCAACCUGGGCUUGUUCCCCAGGCUGCUGGGGUCAGAGAUUGCAGCCGACAUGCAGAACUCACCCAGCUGAGUGGAUGGCAGGUGGGGACGUAUGGGCAUCCCCCACCCCAGCCAGAACUGAGGGCAGCCUUGCUGCCUGCUGUUGAGCUGAGGACAAGCAGAGGCCCCGAGAUGGGUGCCCACACAAGCCAAAGCUGCCAGCCCUGCCCAGGGGCUCCACCAGGAAAAAAUGUGGCCUUUUGGCCCCCCUUCCCCAAAACCACCCAUCCAGCUUUGUUAAUCACCAAGCACUUUAUGCAGGCGGACGUGGACUGGGCCGCAGCUCAGUCCCGGCUGUUGCACUACAAGGCGUGUACAUAUCAUAUACAUGUAUACAUAUAUAAAUAGUCCCAGCGUGUGUGAGUGUGUGUGCUGUGCGUGCCACCCCAGACCUUGGGGAGACACAGCCAUCUUAUUUAAGUGUUCUAGGGAUGGACAAUAGGAAGCAGCUUUGUAAACCAAGAACAGACAUUGCAGCCUGUCACACUUAUGAAUCUGUAGCUUUCUUCUUUUUUUUUUAAGAAGAAAACUUGGAGAGUUCAGGGCCUUUUGAUUUGGGUCAGGUCAGGACAGGGUGGGGCCUCAGCACCUCGGAGGCUGUCAUGGGAGAUGGGUGAUGCUGUUAGGGCAGCCCUGCCCUGCUGCCCCCCAUCUCUGGUGAUGGUGGGCAGAUGAGGGGGCAUUUGUGCAAAAGCCUCCCCACAGCAUUCACAGUAGGUUUGGAUGUCAGUGGGUGUCCCAGGCAGGUCCUAGCUAACAUCAAGGGGGUCUGUGGGGAGCCAAGCCUUCCAGGUGCAAGGGGCCUUCCCUGUCCACCCGGCUCUGACUUGGCCCCUUGAAUGUGUCCGCAAGGUGCAGGAGAAGCUCCUGGCCAGUCCAGGCAUCCCUGGUAAGGGGUUUAGGGUCUUAGACCACAGGCAUGAAGAUCUGUACAUGUCUGUCACACUUGGAAUGUUAUCACUGUGCUUGGACUUAGAAGUUGCCCAGGACCUGUUUCUUUCCUCAUCACCUAGUGACUAUUUUUUCCUUGCUACAUGCAAUGUGUUCCUGUUUAUUGCAUAUGGUUGGCUGGAAUUCAGGGCUGCUGGGAGGCUGGCGCCAUGGGCAGCUUCCCAUGCCCAUUCUGUGGUGCCAUGUGCCCAAGCCACCAACUGACCCCAUUCUUCACAACACUGCACUUGACACUUGGUCUACCUGAAAAGGAAUUUUGUGUGAUUUUCUCCCCAUUUGCAUUAUUGUGUAAUCCCGAUUUAAGGAAAUAAACCUUUGGAAUUGUC